Molecule: messenger RNA, 618 nt
Organism: Didymodactylos carnosus
Lineage: Eukaryota; Metazoa; Rotifera; Eurotatoria; Philodinida; Philodinidae
Source: the annotation of a GenBank genome assembly
AUGCUCUGCUGUGACUUAAACCUUGCUAUCGGUUUACUGAUUGUUUAUUAUACUGGUUCUAACUUAUCAUCACCUAACGUUGAAGCCACUAGUAAUGGACGGCAACAGCCACGUCGACGACGACAGUCAUUGUCUACAAAUCUAGGUAGCAUGUCAAACGCAAAUAAUCCGUAUCGUACUUCUGAUCAACAACAGUCAGGAAUGGGUGGUCCUUCGGCCAACAGUUUAAAGUAUUCAGACAGCAGUAUCAAGUAUCUUCAAGAAAGUUAUGCAUAUCCAAAUGCAGCUGAACAAUAUUUAAAUGGUAAUAAUUUAUUUCGACCAAACAUUAAUCAAUUACCCAAUAAUCAACAACAGCAGGCAGCGGCUUAUUACCGUGCUGGUGCAGAGAAUACUAAUGAUCCUCUUAUACCCAUUAGAACGUCGGGUAAUGGUUUAUAUUCAGGGACACAUUCGGAACAUGGUAAUAGUGGGUGGUAUUCAAAUCACCAAAGUGGUGGUGGUCAAAGCGGGCUUACAAAUCAAUACCGCUACUACCACAAUCGUGGUAUAAAAACCCUACAGAUAUCUACAAUGCUAUUAAUCGUUUCCUUACAAUUUCUAAUACUUAUGAUUUAG